Trichosurus vulpecula (common brushtail) is the source of this 1626-nucleotide messenger RNA. Its product is annotated as cytochrome P450 4F8-like. Gene Ontology annotation, molecular function: oxidoreductase activity, acting on paired donors, with incorporation or reduction of molecular oxygen; iron ion binding; monooxygenase activity. The record is from RefSeq and is a predicted model, not a curated record. The transcript has 12 exons. Bases 1 to 1626 code for a protein of 541 amino acids. Lineage: Eukaryota; Metazoa; Chordata; Mammalia; Diprotodontia; Phalangeridae.
AUGUUGCCUGGGUCUCAGUGGCUGUCUCACCAACUGGGUCUGGAAGGGCUGAACCCUGGAGUUUCCUCAGGCCUGCUCCUAUGCUUCUUGGCACUUAGCACAUGGAUCCUGGCCCAGGUCUUAUCCUCUCUAUAUAGAUACUACACCAUCUGCCAGUAUUUUCGAUGCUUCCCCCAGCCACCCCUGCAGAACUGGUUCAUUGGCCACCUGGGGAUGAUAAACAACAAAGAAGAAAAUCUGAAGCAGAUUACUAGUAUCGUGGCCACUUUCAGGGAGGCCUUUCUACUCUGGAUGGGACCUUUCCGCCCCAUGGUUACACUCUGCCACCCCGACUACAUCAGGCCUAUUACUUCCGCAUCAGCCUAUAUUGCACUCAAGGAUGAUCUUAUCUAUGGAUUUUUGAAGCCCUGGCUGGGGGAUGGGCUCCUCGUGAGCAAUGGAGACAAAUGGAGCCGGCACCGGCGCCUACUCACCCCAGCUUUCCACUUUGACAUCCUCAAGCCCUAUGUGAAGAUAUUUAACCAGACUGCAGACAUCAUGCACGAGAAGUGGAGGCAUCUGUGUGAAGAGGGUAGCACCUACCUGGACAUGUUUGAGCACGUCAGCCUCAUGACCCUGGAUAGCCUACAGAAAUGCAUCUUCAGCCAUGAUAGCAACUGUCAAGAGAAGCCAAGUCCCUACAUCUCCACCAUUCUGGAGUUGAGUGUCCUUUCACUGAAACGUUUCAAUCAGUUUCUUAUGUACUGGGAUAGAAUAUACUUCCUCACCAGAGAUGGGAGACGCUUCUCCCAGGCCUGCCGUGUGGUGCAUGACUUCACAGAUGCUGUUAUCCAAGCCCGGAAACAAGUCCUUGCUGAACAGGGUCCUGAAGCCUUUCUCAAAAAUAAGGGUAAAGGCAAGACCAUGGACUUCAUAGAUGUGCUGCUGCUGGCCAAGGAUGAAAAUGGGAAGCCUCUGUCAGAUAAGGACAUCCGAGAAGAAGCUGACACCUUCAUGUUUGAAGGGCAUGAUACAACUGCAAGUGGCAUCUCUUGGGCCCUCUACAACUUGGCCCACCAUCAGGAACACCAGGACCACUGCCGCCAGGAGAUACAAGAGCUCCUGAGAGGUCGUCAACCAGAGGAGAUUGAAUGGGAUGAUCUAACCCAGAUGCCAUUCCUGACUAUGUGUAUCAAGGAGAGCAUGAGGUUGCACCCACCAGUUCCUUCAAUAUUCCGCCAAUGCACCAAGGACAUCAUGCUACCUGAUAGUCGAAUUAUUCCCAAAGGGAAUGUAUGCCACAUCAACAUCUUUGGAACCCACCACAACCCAGCUGUGUGGCCCAACCCUGAGGUCUAUGAUCCAUACCGCUUUGAUGCCCAAAACACCCAGAAGAUGUCACCCCUGGCAUUUAUGCCCUUCUCAGCUGGACCCAGGAACUGCAUUGGCCAGAACUUUGCCAUGUCUGAGAUGAAGGUUGUGCUGGCCCUCACUUUGCUGCGAUUCCGUGUUCUCCCUCAUGAGAAACCAGCCCAACGGAAGGCAGAUAUCAUCCUCAAAGCAGAGGAUGGGCUGUGGCUGAAGGUGGAGCCACUGCAGCAUCCUUCUAGUCCUGAGACACACUUCCAAGAAGUCCUUCAGAAUUGA